Mesocestoides corti is the source of this 684-nucleotide messenger RNA. Lineage: Eukaryota; Metazoa; Platyhelminthes; Cestoda; Cyclophyllidea; Mesocestoididae. The record is from the annotation of a GenBank genome assembly.
AUGUCUUCACUGAAAACCAUCCUUAUAUUCUUCUAUUUGAUCUUGGCUGAUUGCCUUCUGAUCGAGUACCCAAUGUCGAUAGAGAAGGCACCAUUCAUGGCUACUGUGGGCAACUGUGGUGGAGCCAUAGUCUCCCGGCAAUUCGUCCUCGUUUCUGGGAAGUGUCUUUGUUUGGGCGAACGGCCCUCAGUAGUCUAUACUGGAACUAGUUGGAGCAAUAUCGGCAGUCUUCCGAAGCAGGAACAUCGGAUAAAACGAUUUCGCUUUGAACGUGACUACGGCUACUGUUCGCAAAGUCGACGAUCGGAUUUCGUUUUGGCAGAGUUGGAAGACAGUUUGAUUUACGACCACCGAGUGCAACCUAUUCAGCUCUACUGUGCGUCUCACCUCCCUGGUCAACUCGUUGCCCUUGGCUUCCACUUCCCAGGUCAGCUGUACGGUUUCAUUAACGAGGCGCUGGUCAACGUGAGGCGGGGUGAGCAUCGGUACCUCCAGGCGCUAAACAACGACAUCCCUUCGGAUGCCGUGGGUCCGCUUGUAAGCGUGCACGGGGACAGAAAGCGCCCCCACCUUGUUGGCGUCUACUCCCACCGUUAUGGAAAGACAAGUUUCUUUAAGGCUCUAGACCACACCAGCUGCAACUGGGUCCGACAACUCAUUAAUGAGGCCUACCGAAGGGGGUGA